ACAGGCAGGGACACCCUGGGUGGGAUGCCAGUCCGUCACAGGACACAUACUGACAAAACUGUUUGUGCCUCACCAUUAGCUUGUACACAAAACUUGUUUUCAUGAUACGUCUGUUUUUGUAAUGCUGAUUUGUAAUGUCAUUAUUAUAUUAAUUUCUGUCUCUUGAAAGAUUUAACAGAGUAUGUAUUGCUUCCUGUGUCCUGUUUUUCCCAGGCACUGAUGGUGGACUUGGGAACAGACCGUUUUAUUAGACAGAUGGAUGAUGAGGCCACACUCUUACCACGGAAACUUCAGUCUGCUUUGGAGCAGGCCCUAGAGCAGAGGAAUGACAUCAUCAAUCAGGACUCGGACAGCGAAUCGGAUGAAGAGUGUAACUCCCUGAGCAGUGUGGUGUCGGAGGCCUUUAUCCGCUUUUUCCUGGAGACCAUUGGGCACUACUCGCUGUUCCUGACCCAGAAUGAGCGGGGUGACCGCGUCUUCCAGAGAGAUGCCUUCCGCAAGUCUGUGGCUUCCAAGAGUGUCCGUCGCUUCUUGGGUGUGUUUAUGGAGUCCCAGAUGUUUGCUGGGUUUAUCCAGGACCGGGAGCUGCGGAAGAGCAGGGCCAAAGGUCUCUUUGAAGAAAGGGUGGAGCAGUACCUCGAGGAGUUACCUGACACAGAACAGAGUGCAGUCAACAAGUUCCUCAGAGGACUGGGUAAGUAGAGCACCAUGCACUCCUGCUUCAUUAGGGAGACUUUUUGACAGUUUUUUGGAAGGACUCUAAUUAUCCAACUUAACAGAAUGUGUUUACUAGUUCAAAUAUCCCUGGAACAUAUGGAGCUUCACCACUGUGUGAACUAACAGAUUGAUUAAUAAUAAAUUAAUAUGCUGGUUGAAAUGUCUCAGGGCAGGGUAGGUUGGAAUAAAGACCAGCACUCACAGUGAAUGCCCCAGGGCAGGGUACAGUAGGUUGUAAUAAAGACCUGCACUCACAAUGAAUGCCCCAGGGCAGGGUAGGUUGUAAUAAAGACCUGCACUCACAGCAAAUGUCCCAGGGCAGAGUAGGUUGUAAUAAAGAUCUACAUUCACAGUGAAUGCCCCAGGGCAGGGUAGGUUGUAAUAAAGACCUGCACUCACAGUGAAUGCUCCAGGGCACGGUUGGUUGUAAUAAAGACCUGCAUUCACAGUGAAUGCCCCAGGGCAGGGUAGGUUGUAAUUAAGACUUACACUAUCAGUGAAUGCUCCAGGGCAGUGUAG
Paramormyrops kingsleyae is the source of this 1236-nucleotide messenger RNA. Lineage: Eukaryota; Metazoa; Chordata; Actinopteri; Osteoglossiformes; Mormyridae. The record is from RefSeq and is a predicted model, not a curated record.